Molecule: messenger RNA, 822 nt
Organism: Anisakis simplex (herring worm)
Lineage: Eukaryota; Metazoa; Nematoda; Chromadorea; Rhabditida; Anisakidae
Source: the annotation of a GenBank genome assembly
AUGGCAAACAUGGACGAGGACCAACUUUUGGAUUACGAAGAGGAGCAAGAAGAGGCAACCGAUACGACCAAAGCCGAAAAUGGAACGGCAGCCGAGAAGAAAAUCAAGGGCACGUACGCUUCGAUACACAGCAGUGGUUUCCGUGACUUCCUGUUGAAACCGGAGCUUCUUCGCGCGAUUGUUGAUUGCGGUUUUGAGCAUCCAUCAGAAGUUCAACACGAAUGUAUCCCGCAAGCAAUCCUUGGUAUGGAUAUAGUGUGCCAGGCCAAAUCAGGUAUGGGUAAAACGGCUGUGUUCGUGCUUGCAACCUUACAACAGCUUGAGCCGGUCGAUGGCGAGGUGUCAGUCUUGGUGAUGUGUCACACACGUGAAUUGGCAUUCCAGAUCUCGAAAGAAUACGAACGUUUCAGUAAAUAUUAUCCAGGCAUUAAAAUAGGUGUAUUCUUUGGUGGAAUGCCGAUCAAGAAGGAUGAGGAGUUGUUGAAGAACAACACGCCACACAUUGUGGUCGAUAUGCGACGUGACGUUCAAGAAAUAGUGAAGAUGACACCCCAAGAAAAGCAAGUGAUGAUGUUCAGCGCUACACUUCCAAAGGAUCUGCGUGCCGUUUGCAAGAAGUUCAUGCAAGAUGUAAGAUUUUCAAACAACUCAACACACCACAUACAAUCUCAAUCAAUCAUCACUGCCGUCGUCAUCACUGCUGCGAUCAUAUCGUAUCACUAUCAGUAUUACUACUGCUACUAUGCUACUGCUAUUUAUGCUGCGCACUGUAUUAUUAUCACUUCAUAUUGUCGUCGUCGGCAUACCGUUCCAGUCACCUGA